Molecule: messenger RNA, 3237 nt
Organism: Closterium sp. Naga37s-1
Lineage: Eukaryota; Viridiplantae; Streptophyta; Zygnematophyceae; Desmidiales; Closteriaceae
Source: the annotation of a GenBank genome assembly
AUGACGCGUCGACGAGGCGUCACUUAUACAUCCGACGGCAUCCACCCCGGCAGUCGUCGCAACCGGCUCUCGUCGCAACCAGUAGUCGUCGCAACCGGCAGUCGUCGCAACCGGCAGUCGUCGCAACCGGCAGUCUCUGGAGCCGACAUGCAACGAAUGCGAUCAAGCCCAGAAUCCACGGACGAGAAGCUGAAGCACGAGGCGGACCGGCAGAUGGACGUGCUGACGGUGGCGGACACCAACACGGGCAAGCGCCGCUUCGUCAUGGACCGUCUGCGCGCCACCUUCACGCGCAACACGUGGGGCUCCGACCGCCAGCGCAUGGCCGCGGGGCUGCGGGAGGCCUCCGCCGCGGAUGGCGCAGGCGGGGGGGGAGUGGGAGACGGGGGAGGGGUUGGCGGAGGGGUUGGCGGAGCGGGCGCGGGUGCGCGGCGCGCGGAGGAGGUGAAGCAGCCGGAGGAGGUGUCGGGGGAGAAGGUGGAGAGCCGGCAGAAGCCUCUGCCAGUUAACUUGCCGGCCGUCAAGAAGAAGAAGCGGCGGACGGGGCCGUUUAGCCGGCGGUCGGUGCUGGAAAAGUCGUCCGUGGAGGCGCUAGAAGCGGGGCAGAUGGCGCUUCGGGAGAUGAGCGCGGAGAUGGAGAGAUUAGAGACGUUAGAGCGCGAGGGGAAGAAGGACCCGCGCGCGGAGGGCGCGGCUGCUGUGAACACGUGUCAGAGAGCUAUAGUGCUGACGGAGGGGGAUGAGGAACUCAAAAGCGGGGAUAUUAAGCUGCCGUGCGGGAUGCGCGUGGGAUCCGCGAUUACAGUGGUGGGCAUGGUGCCGUCCGCGCCUGCGGAAGCGGGGCGUGGGGGGGCGGCUCCCGGGCAUGGGGGGACGGAAGUUGCGGCGAGGGAGGCGGGCGCGGGGGAGGUGGCGGCGGGAGGAAGGGGGACGGGCAGUGAAGGGUCGGCGCUGUCGUUUAUGCUGGAAAUACUGGUGAGUGGGGGGGGGGGGGUGGUGGUGAGUGGGAGACGCGAAGCUAGAGGGAGGGGCAUUUUCCUGGUUGGGUUUGAGAAUAUGGGUCUGGUGUUGGUCAGAGGGAGGGAACGACACGCGUCCACUGCACCUUUCCCUUUCCCUCACCUGUUUUUGCCCCUGAGGGGACCAAGCCGCUUUCUCAAGCAGCACCUCCCCCCUUUUCCCUCACCUGCACUCGCCCCUGAGGGAGCAGAAGCACGUGCAGCAGCAGCUUCCCGCCUUCACCCUCCUGCAUGCCCUUUCUUCCUCAUCUCCCCGCUCCCCUCUCCCGUUCUCCCUCCGCCCCCUCCCCUUCUCGAUCACCGCACUCUCCUCAUCCUCCCUCUGGAACCCCUUCUCAACCCCCCCACCCCCUUUCCCCAGGGCCUGGUCGUGGUGAAGGGCGAGGAGGCAACGCGCAUAUACCACCUGCACGCGCACCUGACGGGCGACAGCAGAGGCAGCAGCGGAAUCAGUAGUGUUGUUGCCGGCAGUGGGGGCAGCAGCAGCGUGGGGGGCAGCAGCAGCGUGCGGGGCAGUGGGGGCAGUGCGGGCAGUGCGGGGGUGCGCGUGAUCGAGCAGAACACGUGCUACCGCGGGCAGUGGGGCGAGUCUGUGCGAUGCGAGGGGUUUGCUUCUACAUACCACGAGGAGCGAGGUGCGUGGCGUGGGGAGUCAGGUGGGGGCAGGGGGCGCGAUGUGGGUGCAGGAAGAGAGAGGUGGGUGCAGGAAGAGAGAGGUGGGUGCAGGAAGAGAGAGGUGGGUGCAGGAAGAGAGAGGUGGGUGCAGGAAGAGAGAGAGGGGGAGAGGUGCGUGCAGGGGAAAAGAGGUGGGUGCAGAGGGAGUGAGGUGGGUGCAGAGGGAGAGAGGUGGGUGCAGAGGGAGAGAGGUGCGUGCAAAGGGAGAGAGGUGCGUGCAGAGGGAGAGAGGUGCGUGCAGAGGGAGAGAGGCGCUCCGCUCUUCAACCCUCCUGCAGUUCACCCCUCUCUCUCGUCACCCCUCCCCUUCUUCACCCGUCCCCCUCUUCUCCUCUCUGUUGUCCCCACAACAGUGGACGGGCAGCGGCGGUGUGAGAAGUGGUCGCGGGAGCGGGCGCGCACAGAGGAGGACCAGGAGCGGAUGGACGGCGCUGAAGGCGCGGAUGGCACCACGCACCUGGACACGGAGAAGCUGUCGGGGUGGCAGCGACAGGUGAUGAAGCAGGCGGACAAGGAGGUGACGGAGGAGUGGCCCUUCCCCUUCCAUGAGGACCGCCUCUUUGUGCUCGUUGUGCGCGCCGGCUGGGAGGGCUUUCAUGUGUCCGUCGACGGCAACCACGUCGCGUCCUUCCAGUACCGCUCGGGCAACCCACUAGAGGAGGCCACAGCGGUGGCCAUCAGCGGCGCCAUCCGUCUCAAGUCAUUCGUCGCCACGUCGCUGCCGCUCUCCCCACCGCUGCGCACGGCGGACCUGGAGGCGAGCGAGUCGCUCAAGGCACCGGCUGUGAGGAGGGACGCGAACGUGAGCAUGUUCAUCGGCAUCCUGUCCGCCACCAACCACUUUGCCGAGCGCACCGCUGUGCGCAAGACGUGGCUGCAGCACCCUCAGAUCCGCAGUGGGGAGGUCGUGGCUCGGUUCUUCCUCGCCCUGCAUCCGAGCAUUCAGGUGAACGUAGAGGUGCACAAGGAGGCAGCGCUGUACGGAGACAUGGUGGUGCUGCCAUUCAUCGACCGCUACGACCUGGUGGUGCUCAAGACCAUCGCCAUCUGCGAGUUCGGGCUCCGAAAUGUAUCAACCAACUACAUAAUGAAGGUGGACGACGACAACUUUGUGCGCCUGGACGCCGUGUUCGACGAGAUCCGAUUCGCCAACCACGCCAGCGGGAUGUACAUGGGCAACAUCAACGAGUUCCACAAGCCGCUCAGGGAGGGCAAAUGGGCGGUGUCUGAAGAGGAGUGGCCGGAGACCAACUACCCGCCGUACGCCAACGGGCCGGGGUACAUCGUCACACGCGACAUUGCUGACUUCAUCGUGCGCAUGAAGGAGUACAAGAUGCUGCGGAUAUUCAAGAUGGAGGACGUGAGCAUGGGCAUGUGGGUGGUGCAGUACGGCAUCAACAACACCAUUCACUACAUCCACAACUGGCGCUUCUGCCAGUUCGGCUGCAUGGACGACUACCUCACCGCCCACUACCAGUCGCCGCGCCAGAUGCUCUGCAUGUGGACCAAGCUGUCCAGAGGGGAGGCGAGGUGCUGCGCCUAG